AUAAAAUAAUAAUAAAAGAAGAAGAAAAAUUUGGGGGCAGCGCGAGUAGGAGUAGUAGUGUGUGCAAGUAAGUCGCCACGCUGAGCCGAGACCGAGUUUACACUUCGGAGUAGCCACCCUUACCCCAACCUCCUCUCUACUUUCUCUUCUCAAUUUCUCACUGUAUUUUGUUGGUGUGCAGAGAAAAUCAUGGUAGACCCUGCAGAACGUAGGUACUUGGAGGAUGAGGAUUCAUCAAUCAUGAAAACUAUUAAGGGUGCAACAACUGGUUUAGUUGCUGGUACUAUCUGGGGUACUGUAGUUGCCACCUGGUAUGAUGUCCCUCGUGUUGAGAGAAAUGUUGCCCUUCCAGGGCUGAUAAGAACUUUCAAGAUGAUGGGCAACCAUGGUUUGACCUUUGCUGCCAUAGGAGGAGUCUAUAUAGGUGUGGAGCAGUUGGUGCAGAACUAUAGGAUGAAGAGGGAUUUAGUCAACGGAGCUGUUGGUGGAUUUGUUGCUGGUGCAACUAUUCUGGGUUACAAAGGAAGGAGCAUAUCAACUGCAAUUUCUGCAGGAUCAGCAUUGGCAUUCACAUCUGCUGUUCUUGAUUUCGGUGGUCAGACAAUAAAACAUGAUACUGGGAAGGAGUACGCUGCUUACACUACAAAGAAAAGAUCAAGUCCUGAUGCAUAAUUAUUAAUUUAUGCACCCGUAUGACCGAAGACAUUUCAAGUUGAUAGGAAAGAGUGGAUAACUCUUUGUUGAGCCAGUUGUUUGUUUUGAGUUGGAAUUACAUACUCGGCUGUCUUUCCAUAUUGUUUCUUUUGUAAGUUGUUGAUGCUGAAGUGGUUAAAUUCCAAUAAAUAUGCUAUUAUGGUGUUAAUUUAAAUUUUACAUAUUAGUCCUCCAUAACCAUAGAUUAGUAAUAGUCGAUGUUCUUCCUGAUGAAGUGAUGAGAUUGAAAACCAAGAAGUUGAAACAUCUAGUAGAGCUUUGUUUUAUAGCUUCUGUAUUCUCAACACAAUAUGAAUCAUGAACGAUAAUCUUAAGCUUUAAGAUACGUGUACUGCACCCAACGAUGAUGGUAACUAGUUUUUGCCCUUCAACCAUUCAAUAUAGGAAGUAAUAGAAAUGGUAUGUAGAGACCUCGAGCUGAUUCAUAGUGCAAAUUCUCUCAUCAUUGCAUUUAAGCUGGUGAUGAACUCUAACAUUGCUCAGGAGAGAGAUAUAUUUCAAGGUUUUUCGUU
Molecule: messenger RNA, 1226 nt
Organism: Abrus precatorius (Indian licorice)
Lineage: Eukaryota; Viridiplantae; Streptophyta; Magnoliopsida; Fabales; Fabaceae
Product: outer envelope pore protein 16-3, chloroplastic/mitochondrial
Exons: 3
Coding region: 190-672 (160 amino acids)
Biological process (GO): protein insertion into mitochondrial inner membrane
Cellular component (GO): TIM22 mitochondrial import inner membrane insertion complex
Molecular function (GO): transmembrane protein transporter activity
Source: RefSeq, a predicted model, not a curated record